Molecule: messenger RNA, 3593 nt
Organism: Oncorhynchus mykiss (rainbow trout)
Lineage: Eukaryota; Metazoa; Chordata; Actinopteri; Salmoniformes; Salmonidae
Gene: stxbp6
Product: syntaxin binding protein 6 (amisyn)
Biological process (GO): exocytosis; Golgi to plasma membrane transport
Cellular component (GO): exocyst; plasma membrane
Molecular function (GO): phosphatidylinositol-4,5-bisphosphate binding
Source: RefSeq, a predicted model, not a curated record
UACGUAGCGCCUACUCCACGUGACUGGCGGGUUGGAAAAGUUGCUGUGAGGACCUGCUACUGCUCUUCCAUCGAGACGCAGCUGUGGCGCGCUAGUAGUCUAGCACUGCGAGAGUUUGAGGCGCUCUGUCUUUCUUUGAAAUACGACUGUUGAACGAAAUUAGGCUACUUCUAUGUCAAAAAGGACAUGCUCCCUUUUACUUUGAUUGGAUAACAGGAACGACUUUGCAAGUGAAAGUUCAUGGACUCACGGUGAUAUCCUUUGAGGCUUUGACGCUUGAACCACACGUGAAACAGUCGCCUAACAAGAAAGGAGAGCUGACGAACUCCUCUCCAUCUACCCUCUCUCUCUGCGACUCUCCCCCUCCCCCAAGAUGAGUGCCAAGUCAGCCAUCAACAAGGCGGUGUUCACGCCCCACGAUGAGAAGAUGCUUGCAGCCGUGCAGGUGAAGAGGAGGACCAAGAAGAAGAUCCCCUUCCUGGCUACUGGAGGACAGGGAGACUACAUGACCUUCAUCUGCCUCUCAGUGACUAAUAAGAAGCCUUCCCAUGUGUCCAUCACCAAGGUGAAGCAGUUCCCAGGUUCAUCGUCCUUCGCCAAGAGGUCAAUGUGGACCAUCGACCAGCUGAGACAGGUCAACGGCUGUGACCCCAACAAAGACUGUCCAGAGUUUGACUUGGCAUUUGACAAUGCCUUUGACCAGUGGGUGGCUGGCUCGGCCGGCGAAAAGUGCACCUUUAUCCAGAUCCUCCACCACACCUGCCAGCGCUACAGCUCUCAGAGCAAGCCAGAAUUUGUCAACUGUCAGUCCAAACUGCUGGGAGACGAUGAAACUGUAGAUUCAGUCGUUUUCCGUUGCAAGGUCUUUUUGAGCAGAAUGAGGAAAGAAGUUGUUUUAAACAGUCGACGCCAAGGUCGCCGGCUACUCUUAGAAGGUAACAGUAUACUCCACUCUGCAGCAGACAGUGUGACCAGUGCUGUACAGAAGGCCAGCCAGGCUCUGAACGAGCGAGGGGAGCGGUUAAGCCGGGCGGAGGAGAAAACAGGGGAGAUGAAGAACAGUGCUGAGCAGUUCUCAGUCACCGCACACAAGCUGGCCAUGAAGCACAAGUGUUAAACCAUUGCUAAGCCUUCGGGAGUAGGGUUCCGCCAAGAGCGCCAGACGCCAUUAAGGACGGAUUUCUGAUUUUAUUAUUCUUACAACUUUUAACAUGCUUACUCUUGUUAACAACGGUAACAUUUACAUUUUGUGUUGUUGUGUAGCUACCUUGUUUCUAAUGAAGAAUAUAUGAUGACGUUGAGGGGGGAGAGCUCAGACAGUUAAGAGCAAAAGUUUCACAGCCUCCAUUGCCCCCAAAGUACUCCAUGACUUUACGUAGGCAAACCAUGGAAAUGGUCACUGCCAUCCCCAACCUAGACAAACACACACACACACAUUCCCCCCCCCCCCCCCCCCCCCCCCCCCCCCCCCCCCCAAAAAAAGGACCAACUCUUCAACUCCGCUGUCUCUCUCAAAGAAGUAACUUAAUAUAUAUACAGUGCUGGAAAAGGAGAAUUUAACAAGACAGAAGAGAUUGGAUGACGUGACACAUGCGUAUCACAUGAUGGCUAUUUCCUGUACUUGGAGACAACAAUGUACAUCCCUGUAUGUGAACAUUAACUUGUUAAACAAAUGUUAGAUCUCUUUUGCCAUUUGACUAUUUGGCAUCACACUGUUGUAAAGGCUCAUUGGUGCAUUCAUUCAUUGCAGACAUAGUACUAGCCAAAUGUGUGACGGACAUGUUGCUUCAAAAACCUCCUGCUGGAAGACUAUAUUUCAACUAAGAUGGUAUGAAAUGGGCUGUUUUCCAACUAAAAAGUCUGAGUGACCAAGUGUUCAGGUGCAUGGUCUCUGUCAAAAGGUUGAAUGAAACCUACAGAGUAAAGACGAGCAUUUAGGCUUUACUUUUGGUAACAUUUCCGAAGGGUUAUUGAAGCACUUGGUUGUAAGGACAAGAUCAGACUGUUUAUUGUAAGGUGAAAGACUACAGUGCCAUUGUAAAUUAGCUUCAACUGUUGUUAACAAGCUUAUAGACCUGUAAAUUCAUUCUACCACAAUCUCUGAAAAUAAUAUUUCCAUUCUAACUUGGUCACAUCUUGUAAUUCUUGUUUAAUUGGGGUUUAUGAAAUGUUUUCUGUAAAACAGCUGACUGACAUGUCUUCACUAGCGGCAUUGUACAGUAUUGGUGUCCAUUCACUGACUGUGUAACCGUGGCUUCAUCACAAACAAGUAACCACCCACAGUGUGGGUAUGUUUAUUACUUUUAGAUUCUAUAUGUCUUGCUGUUACAGUGCACGGACAACCUUACCUUGCAGAGCACUGUUAAGUUCUUAAUGAAAUUCUCGUUGCCUCAACUUCUAGUCUGCUUUAGUCCUAACAUUUUGGAUAUUCAUUGUUUUUAAUAAAAAUAUUGAAACUAUGUAUUAUGGUUCUGAAAGUUUGGGGGGUUUUUGCUAGUGCAAGCCCCUUAGUUGGUCUCAGUGAAUACGUUUAUUAUCCUUCAUUUUUCAUAGGACCAGAUGAGGUCCCUAAACAAAGUGCAAUGGUUCUAUAUUGGUGCCUUUUUAAACAGUCUUUUAUUAGUUCUUCAACAGCAUGUGGUUUUACUUGAGCAGUCUGAUUGUGUUAUGACAACACUCGUGGUAACCCAGGCGAACAGUGCCUUGCUAUAUUGAUAACCAAAGGGAGAAAGUAAAGUAUGUUUUGUACCAGGUUUGAAAGAGGGUGUUGCUUAAGAUGUAUGGUGCUUGUUGGAAGUGAAUUGUGUGAGGAAUACAGAAGAAGAAAAGGCUGAAUAGGUGGUUAUUACAGAAUGAAUAGGUGGUUAUUACAGAAUGAAUAGGUGGUUAUUACAGAAAUAAUAGGUGGUUAUUACAGAAUGAAUAGGUGGUUAUUACAGAAUGAAUAGGUGGUUAUUACAGAAAGAAUAGGUGGUUAUUACAGAAAGAAUAGGUGGUUAUUACAGAAAGAAUAGGUGGUUAUUACAGAAAUAAUAGGUGGUUAUUACAGAAUGAAUAGGUGGUUAUUACAGAAAGAAUAGGUGGUUAUUACAGAAAGAAUAGGUGGUUAUUACAGAAAGAAUAGGUGGUUAUUACAGAAUGAAUAGGUGGUUAUUACAGAAUGAAUAGGUGGUUAUUACAGAAUGAAUAGGUGGUUAUUACAGAAUGAAUAGGUGGUUAUUACAGAAUGAAUAGGUGGUUAUUACAGAAUGAAUAGGUGGUUAUUACAGAAUGAAUAGGUGGUUAUUACAGAAUGAAUAGGUGGUUAUUACAGAAUGAGUAGGUGGUUAUUACAGAAUGAGUAGGUGGUUAUUACAGAAUGAGUAGGUGGUUAUUACAGAAUGAUUAGGUGGUUAUUACAGAAUGAAUAGGUGGUUAUUACAGAAGGUCUCAAUACUAGUCAAAUCUAAUACAGACAAACACCAUUAUUUUCAAUUAAACAUAACAGACCAAUACGUUUUAGUUUGAAUGUAACAUAUUGAGUUAUUUCAAAACAUCCGUCUCGUUGUCUAUAUCAGAUUGCAUACCAUCUAAAUAAAUAGAAAUUGUCUCAA